CAGUAGCUGGUUUCGCGGGCCCCGCCCAUUUUCGCCGGGGAGUGAGGGAAGACACUCGGAGGUUCGACCUAGCCUUUCUCCCGGAAAGGCUGGAUAACCAUUGAGAGCCUUGGCUCCCCCCAGCUCCCAGAAGGGCGGGGGAUCCGAUUCGUCAGAGCCCGCGCCCUCCUCGUGUUCUUUCCCCUCCCCUCUCCCUGCUGUUUUUCCAGUGACUCUCGCGAGUUCUGGGGCUCCCAGGCCGGGAGGCUGCAAUAUGGCGGAGGCCGAAGGGGAGAGCCUGGAGUCCUGGCUGAAUAAAGCCACCAAUCCUUCCAACCGCCAGGAGGACUGGGAGUACAUUAUUGGCUUCUGCGAUCAGAUCAACAAGGAGCUUGAAGGGCCUCAGAUUGCUGUCCGGCUGCUGGCUCACAAAAUCCAGUCCCCACAAGAAUGGGAGGCAAUCCAAGCCUUAACGGUGCUGGAAGCAUGUAUGAAGAACUGCGGGAGGAGGUUUCAUAAUGAAGUGGGGAAGUUCCGUUUUUUGAAUGAGUUAAUCAAAGUCGUCUCUCCCAAGUACUUGGGGGACAGGAUCUCAGAGAAAGUGAAAACGAAAGUCAUUGAGCUGCUGUAUAGCUGGACAGUGGCCCUGCCAGAGGAAUCAAAAAUCAAGGAUGCCUACCAGAUGCUUAAGAGACAGGGGAUUGUGCAGUCUGACCCACUGAUUCCUAUGGAUCGGACACUAAUACCCUCCCCACCACCUCGUCCCAAGAAUCCUGUUUUUGAUGAUGAGGAGAAAUCCAAGCUCCUAGCCAAGUUGUUGAAAAGCAAAAAUCCAGAUGACCUUCAAGAGGCCAACAAGUUGAUUAAAUCCAUGGUGAAAGAGGAUGAAGCUAGGAUCCAGAAAGUGACCAAAAGACUACAUACUCUAGAGGAAGUCAAUAACAAUGUAAAACUUCUCAAUGAGAUGCUGGUUCAUUAUAGUAAGGAGGACUCAUCAGAAGCAGAUAAAGAACUCAUGAAGGAGCUUUAUGAUCAGUGUGAAACCAAGAGGAGAACAUUAUUCAAAUUGGCCAGCGAGACUGAAGACAAUGAUAGCAGUUUAGGAGACAUCCUGCAAGCCAGUGACAAUCUUUCACGGGUUAUCAACUCCUAUAAAAAAAUUAUUGAAGGACAGGUCAUUAAUGGUGAGGUGGCUUCCCUAGCCAUAUCUGUCCCUGAAGGAAGCAACCCCUCCAGUAACCUCAACACCCUCAUUGAUCUUGCGGAACUGGAUAUAUCCAGCAGCUCAUCCCUGGUGUUGGCCCCACAACCUGCCCCCCCCUCCUCAGACAUCCCUAUCCUUCCACCCCCUCCACGAAGCUGCUCAUCUAGUCAGACCGAAGCCUCCCCUGGGGCCAGCAGUGUGACCAACUCCCUCUCCUUGUUGGAUGAAGAGCUGUUGUGCUUAGGCCUCGCUGACCCAGCCCCUAGUGUUGCUCCCAAAGAGUCAACAGGGAACAGCCCGUGGAACCUGUACCAGUCAGAUAUAGGAUUUUUCAGCCCAAAGCUGUUGACUAUUGUCUACAACUCCCAGGACAGCCCUUUCCUCCAGUCCUCUACACAGCCCUUGAACAGCUCCCCAGCCCCACUGCCUCCUCCCUUUACGGCUCCUGCUACCAAGGCCAGCGUCCCUGCCCCCAACACAGGCUCAUUCUUGUUCUCCAUGGGACUGGCCACGGCUACACCCCAAAAGGUGGGGCCACCAGCCCCAGGGUACAUCAGCUCAACUGUGGGUGAUAGUUCCCUGUACCAGUUGGAUGUUCUCAACCAGCUUCUGGAAGAGACCAAAGGGCCAUCAGGCUUGGUAAAACCUAUCUCCUCCAGCUUCCACCCUGGGGUCACCUCCCCAAUCAUCCCCAGCAACACUCCAGUGGGGCCACCCGUCUCCUUCUCUACUGGGUCUGGUAGCCCUUUGUUCCAACCACUGCCAUUCCAGCAGGGAAGCCCUCUGAAGGGAAAUGAAGUCUCCCUGACCAAUGUCCACGUCCCAUUGGAAUCCAUUAAACCCAGCAGUGCUCUUCCAGUGACAGCCUAUGACAAAAAUGGCUUCCGCAUCCUCUUUCACUUUGCCAAGGAAUGUCCACCUGGGCGGCCUGAUGUACUGGUGGUUGUCGUAUCCAUGCUGAACACAGCUCCAUUGCCUGUCAAGAGCAUCGUACUUCAGGCAGCAGUGCCCAAGUCCAUGAAGGUGAAGCUGCAGCCUCCAUCAGGAAUAGAAUUAUCACCAUUCAACCCUAUACAGCCACCUGCAGCCAUAACCCAAGUUAUGUUGUUGGCCAACCCACUGAAGGAGAAGGUAAGGCUACGUUACCGCCUGACUUUUGCCCUUGGGGAUCAGCUCAGCACAGAAGUGGGUGAAGUGGACCAGUUUCCCCCAGUGGAACAAUGGGGGAACCUAUGACCUAUCAGGACAGCUAUGAUCGCUGCCAGGUGGACAAGGGAUGCUGCCAGCUACACCAGAAAGGGAGAUGCCUCAAAUGCAGUCCUGCUUUGUUCCUCAACCACAGUGCUUGAGUGCAUAGUGCUUAAGAACAGAACAUGAGACCUGGGCAGUGCUAAACUGGCCACUCCUUCUUGGUCUUAAAGGGAACCACCCCCCCACCCACCUCUUUUUUCCUACUUCUACUCUAGUAAUAACUUGGAAAUAAUGGUACAGUUGAGGGGCAAAGUACAGCCAACUGCUGAGGUGGGUGGUUCCCUCCUCUUCUAAGCAAUAUCUGGCCUGGAUCAUUUUCUUCGCUAGUUCCAUGAGGAAGAACUGUAGAGAAAGAUGUUUCCAGAUCUUCUGUCCUCAAUUUAACACCUGGUUUGUUGCCACCACCAAAGACCCCUUAGCACAGGGAGUAUUCUGACCAAACCCUCUAACUGCUUCCUCAGUGUUAUAGGCUGGAAGUUGAUGGGAAAUGUCACAAGGGUAAUGAGCUGUCUUGUAUUAUUUCUGGUGUCUGCUGGCUCUGUGCUGUAGCUAGUUAUAGCAAGAGAGCUAACUAGACAGCAGAGAAAGUUAAAGCAACCAGUGUUCCCCCAGUGCAGGGAGAGGGGAACGUGCUAGUUCUAGGCCUGGGCCAAUGAACUCUGGUAUAGAAAUGAUACCUUUUCUCCCUGCUUAGUGCAGAAUAAAGAACUGCCUCCCUAUCCUGCCACUCAGGCUUCUGAAGAAUGCUUCUACAUACACUUUGUAGCACACUUGGAUGUAUAGAUAAUAUCAGCAAGUUGCACUAGGCUUUGUCCAUGUCCAAAGUUGCAAGUGACUGUCUGGCCCCGCCACCCUCCUUGCAAGUGUCUGGGCACCAUUACCAUAGUGUUGGGCCUGGAGGAAGAGCUGAUGAAAGGAGAGAUUCACUGGAGCUCACCUACCAGCAACUGGCCCUGCUUGUAAGACUUUCUAACUGCCUUUCUACAGGGGGAAAAAAAAAAAGGACAAAUGGUAGCUAACUACAUCCCUUGUUCUUUCCCAGCCAACAUUAAAUCUCAGUUUAGCUCCUGUAUGCCCAUUUAGAAAGCAGGUUUCCCUGUUCAGAUAUAGAAGUGAACAAAAUGACAUAAGGAAUACCCGGACUUUUAAUGGUGUGGCAAUGUAGAAGCUUCAGGCACUGAACCUAAUGAAUGUAAUUUGUAUGUUGAGGUUGCAGCUGAACUAUACAUUCUGCCUCUGAUGCACUGGUUUUGCUGCAUGUCAAAUAAACAUUUUCUGUAGAUUUGACUCCACUUGGAAGCUUUAAUAUGUAUUUAUAGGGGGAAAGGGUUCCCAGAGAUAUGGCCCAUGUGAACAAAUGAUACAGCUAUGAUAACAGUAGAAUCCUAGGCCAAAAUUACACCUGGACAACUGAAAAAGAAAUUGUGUCUUCUCCCUCUCAUGGCUCACAUCAUCUUUACUGACUAGACAAAGGGAUGUCCUUUUAUCUUUAAAAGAAAGCAUUUAUUUAAAAACAAACAAACAAAAAACAUCCACCACCAUACAAAGUGAAGUUCCUGGUCGGUUUCAUGAGCCUUCCAAGGUUCCCUCCUUCACUAUCGCCCGUGCAAGGUUUCGUGCAAGGGCAAGUCUCAGCAUUUCCACUUUGGUUGUCUCGACGUCAUCCUCCUAGAAGCACAGUUUGUUAGGAGAAGCUCCUCCUACCCCUCUCUCUGCAAGCCUCCCCACCUUAACUGGGAUCCAGGUACCUGGGAUCGUUGGCCCCCAAGCUUUCUGGGCUCUGGUCUUCCUACUGUCAGGUCCUCAAGGCACUGCAUCAGCUCAUAGGUUUGCUCAGCAGCAAAGAUGACCUAAGGAAGUUUUAGGAGAGUUGUAUUCCUUAUGAGGAGCUGGGGAUAAAGGUCUAACAUAGGCCAAGCCUAUAAUUUUCAAAUGAUGGAGAGGUACAAUCAGCUGGGCAGAACCUGACAGCUCCUAAAUUCACACUCUAUACCAACCCCCCCAAUUCCCCACCCUUCUGGAGCUCUGUCGGCAAUUCUAGGGCAGGGUCUCAACUGCCAGAUGCCAAAUCAGUUUAAAAGGAGGAAACAUUAAAUCUGCAGCUAGUGUUACAUUUAAGUCCUGAAAAAAGGCAAAUAAUUAUUGGACUGUGCAAUAUAGCUUCUGAAGUACCAAAAUUUAUAGAAAGUAAAGAUCAUUGUGGGCUGACACCUGUUUCUGUUCUAGUAGUGGAAGGGCAUCGGUCAGUAGCGUCAUCCAGAAGGAUCGAGGGGCAAUUUGGGAAGUCAUCAGUGACAGCAACAGGGAGGCAGCAUCAGCAAAGCGCUUUUCUCCAUACAAGCGGUGAAACUCGCGGUACUUUCCU
Messenger RNA from Monodelphis domestica (gray short-tailed opossum), 4799 nucleotides. RefSeq names its product golgi associated, gamma adaptin ear containing, ARF binding protein 3 (gene GGA3). NCBI's taxonomy places the organism in Eukaryota, Metazoa, Chordata, Mammalia, Didelphimorphia, Didelphidae. Gene Ontology annotation, cellular component: trans-Golgi network. Gene Ontology annotation, biological process: intracellular protein transport; Golgi to plasma membrane transport; protein localization to cell surface. The record is from RefSeq and is a predicted model, not a curated record. Gene Ontology annotation, molecular function: phosphatidylinositol binding; ubiquitin binding; small GTPase binding.